Molecule: messenger RNA, 1907 nt
Organism: Argentina anserina (silverweed cinquefoil)
Lineage: Eukaryota; Viridiplantae; Streptophyta; Magnoliopsida; Rosales; Rosaceae
Product: serine hydroxymethyltransferase 2, mitochondrial
Exons: 16
Coding region: 41-1594 (517 amino acids)
Biological process (GO): tetrahydrofolate interconversion; folic acid metabolic process; L-serine catabolic process
Cellular component (GO): cytoplasm
Molecular function (GO): pyridoxal phosphate binding; glycine hydroxymethyltransferase activity; serine binding
Source: RefSeq, a predicted model, not a curated record
UCUCUCCACCAAACCCAGAAGAGAGACUCCCCCAGUCCUUAUGGCAAUGGCGCUUCGCAGACUCGUCACUAAGCCACUGCUCCAACCUCUCCUCGGCGCCAAUGCCCGCUCCUCCGUCUACCACAUGUCCGCUCUGUCCAGCCUGGCAGCUCAGGAUAAAGAGCAAGCUCGUACUACUUGGAUUAAGCAGCUCAAUGAGCCACUUGAGGUUAUUGAUCCCGAGAUUGCUGAUAUCAUUGAGCUCGAAAAAGCUCGCCAAUGGAAGGGGCUUGAGCUUAUUCCAUCGGAGAAUUUCACGUCUCUGUCGGUGAUGCAAGCUGUUGGUUCUGUCAUGACCAACAAGUACAGUGAAGGAUAUCCCGGUGCUAGAUACUACGGAGGAAAUGAAUACAUCGAUAUGGCUGAGACAUUGUGUCAAAAACGAGCAUUAGAAGCUUUUAACUUGGAUCCUGCAAAAUGGGGAGUGAAUGUCCAAUCAUUAUCUGGAUCCCCUUCUAACUUCCAAGUGUACACUGGAUUGUUGAAACCUCAUGAAAGAAUCAUGGCUCUUGAUUUGCCUCAUGGUGGACAUCUUUCACAUGGAUAUCAGACUGACACCAAAAAGAUAUCUGCGGUGUCAAUAUUUUUUGAGACAAUGCCAUACAGGUUGGAUGAAACCACUGGUUACAUUGACUAUGAUCAGCUGGAGAAAAGUGCCACACUGUUCAGGCCCAAGCUAAUAGUUGCUGGUGCCAGUGCUUACGCACGCUUAUACGAUUAUGCACGCAUACGCAAGGUCUGUGAUAAGCAGAAAGCUAUCUUGUUAGCUGAUAUGGCACACAUCAGUGGAUUGGUUGCAGCAGGUGUUAUUCCAUCUCCUUUUGAGUAUGCAGAUAUCGUUACAACCACAACUCACAAGUCACUUCGUGGCCCUCGAGGGGCUAUGAUCUUUUUCAGGAAGGGGGUGAAGAAUGUAAACAAGCAAGGGCAAGAAGUUAUGUAUGACUAUGAAGACAAAAUUAAUCAAGCUGUUUUUCCUGGACUCCAAGGUGGCCCACACAAUCACACUAUAUCUGGGUUAGCAGUUGCACUCAAGCAGGCCAUGACUCCAGAGUUCAAAGCUUACCAAGAGCAAGUUCUCCGAAAUUCCUCAAAAUUUGCAGAGAGCUUGCUAGAGAAGGGCUACGAUCUUGUUUCUGGUGGAACUGACAACCAUUUAGUGUUGGUAAAUCUGAGGGGCAAGGGAAUUGAUGGCUCAAGAGUUGAAAAGGUUAUGGAAGCAGCUCAUAUUGCAGCAAAUAAAAAUACCGUCCCAGGGGAUGUUUCUGCCAUGGUCCCUGGUGGUGUACGUAUGGGAACCCCAGCUCUGACAUCAAGGGGUUUUAUGGAGGAUGACUUUGCAAAAGUAGCAGAGUACUUUGAUGUAGCCGUGAAGAUAGCCCUGAAGAUUAAGGCAGCUACCAAAGGUACUAAGUUAAAGGAUUUUGUGGCAACUCUGGAAUCAGAUGGUCAAAUCCAAACUGAGAUUGCCAAGCUACGCCACGAGGUUGAGCAGUAUGCUAAAGAAUUUCCAACAAUUGGAUUUGAGAAAGAAACAAUGAGAUAUAAAGAAUGAACAGUAAACGUCACAGAUCAUUGUUAAAGUUACAUUUGGUGAAAAGCCACUAGUUGUGCCUGCAGAUGACUCCAAUACCGAAGCAUAUACUGAUCUUAAAGAACGGUAAUUUCAUACAUGGAGGACGUAAGUCAUUCACCAGUACAAUAAUGGAAUCUAUUAGGUAUCUAAUUUGAAUCUUGAUUCUUGUUUUAUUGAUUCCAGUGCCGUUUGUAAUUCUUGAUUAUGAUUUUUUAUCCUCAAUAACCAAGGCUAUUAUUUGUAUCCACCGAGUUCCUGUCAGCAUGAAGUGUUGUAACCUUGUAAUGCAUAC